Molecule: messenger RNA, 1494 nt
Organism: Carlito syrichta (Philippine tarsier)
Lineage: Eukaryota; Metazoa; Chordata; Mammalia; Primates; Tarsiidae
Gene: DNAL4
Product: dynein axonemal light chain 4
Exons: 3
Coding region: 203-520 (105 amino acids)
Biological process (GO): microtubule-based process
Cellular component (GO): dynein complex
Molecular function (GO): dynein intermediate chain binding; dynein light intermediate chain binding
Source: RefSeq, a predicted model, not a curated record
AAUUUGUGAUCUAUAGUUUUAAAGCCAACUCUUUUUUCCUGGUUUUUCCUGUUUUCUACAGCACCCCCUGGGGAAAGACAUUUUCUGCUCCCACCAAGUUGGCAGGGCCUGCUUCCUGAGUCUCCUGGGUGUGUCUUAAUUGCCAGUCCCAGCACCUCCUGAGCGCCCCGCUCUUUCCUCCAGUGGCCACAGUGGAAGGAUCAUGGGAGAAACAGAAGGGAAGAAAGAUGAGGCUGAUUAUAAGCGACUGCAGACCUUCCCUCUGGUCAGGCACUCGGACAUGCCAGAGGAGAUGCGAGUGGAAACCAUGGAGCUAUGUGUCACAGCCUGUGAGAAAUUCUCCAACAACAACGAGAGUGCCGCCAAGAUGAUCAAAGAGACCAUGGACAAGAAGUUCGGCUCCUCCUGGCACGUGGUGAUUGGCGAAGGCUUUGGGUUUGAGAUCACUCAUGAGGUGAAGAACCUCCUCUACCUAUACUUCGGGGGGACCCUGGCUGUGUGUGUCUGGAAGUGCUCCUGACACUGUGGCCCCUGCCCCUGCCCCCAUCCCCUGCAGGGUCUCUCUCUGCCGUUCAUCUGGGAUGGGGGGCAGCCCCAGGCAGGUCCUGGUUUUUCCAAGGAGAGUUGGGGUCUUUUCUUUUUGUCCUUGUGUACCAGUGUCCUGAGCCACGCCCAGUGUGUGAACUUGUUGACAUUUCCAUCCCAGGCUCUCGGUCACAUCACUUAGAGUCCCAGGGUGUUGACAGGGCAGCAGGCGGUGGUCUCUAUGGAGAAAUGUGGGCGAGGAAGUGUGACAGGGUGAAGGAGGUGGGGGUGGGAUUUUCUCACAAGGAUGUGCCAGUCCCACCUUUCUUGAGGGCUGCUCUCCCCUCACAUCCUGGGAGCUCCACUGCUCUUCCGUCCCCAGUACUGCUAGGAGCUGUCUGCUGUCCUUGUCAUCAGUGACCAUAUGAAAAUGGCCCCAGGAAGGAUCUUCUCCUCUCAAGGGACACAGGCAGCUUCUUUCCUUGUCCUCUGGGGAAGUCCUGAGCCCGCAGAAGCCCCUUCCGCCAGCCUGAACAGACCACUGCGUCUCACAGGCCAGCAGCCCCAGGCCCCAGCCCUGGCAUGUGGACCAAGCCGUCGCCCCCCAUCCUCUCCUCUCUGCCCACCGCCAGGCACGAACCUUGACACUGCCUCGACCCACACAGUUGAGAGCCACGGGCUGGGUGUGGGAACUGCUCCACACAGUUCUCCAGGUGUCACUGAGCCUGUGGUGAGACACGGGCCAGGAGUGCGCUCACCAUGAGGCCUGCUUCCGCAGGGAAACCUGGCUGCCAGUUACCUAUCAUCAGGGACCGCAUGCUGAUUUGUACUGUUAUCUCUGCUGGGUUUUCUAUAUUCUUUUUCGAGUGUGGGGAGAAGGGUUUUAGUAGAAGGGUGAAUUGUAUUUUACACAGCGGUCUUAUUUAUAUAAAUGUCUUGCUUUUUACAAUUAAAAUUACCAAAAGCUGA